AUGCCAGAUCUUCAGGACAUCUCCGAUGCUAUUUCAGAGCUGAAGCCUGAAGCCAUCACUGAUAAAAGUGUGCUGGCAUCCAAGAAAGAACCUCCAGCAGACUACAAUGUUGUUGCACAAACAACAGAUGGCUUUGACACCAACUUGUGGAAGGACGGCAUAUUCAAAUCCAAGGUCACACGCUAUCUCUGCUUCUCCCGAGCCUCCUCCACCAAAAAUAAGCAAUUAUGCAACGUAGCAGUGGAAAUGAAGUUGAUUGACUUGAAGGACUGUUUCCCAGAGGGCUUCACUCCAAUCCAAGACACCAUAGAUACUCAGGAGCAGGCUUUGAGGAAGGAGAGACUGUGUAUGAAGUUGAUCCCCAGACACAGUGCUGAAACAGCUAUAUAUGAUGUGGUUUUACAGGGGAAAUCCAAGCAAAGCCUUGCUAAUUACACUUUUAUAGGGCUGCUGCCCGGUCUUUUUGGCCACUGUGGGCACCUGGUUCCUCCCCGCUCAGCGCGUUGGCUUCCAGGGGCGUUCCCUCAUUGGAUCGCCCUGAACCCCUCCUUGGGAGACUCAGACGGCCAGUCUACCUCAAAGGCACGAGCACGGUGGCCGCUGCAGGAACGGCGAGGGCAUUCGCCCCUCCGCCGCCUCCCCUUCGUCCCCGAGAAACACACCUUUCCUGGUCACAUGGCUCUAGGGCCAUACCCCCAAACACUUAAGCCGGAGUAUGGUCUGCUUCACGCCCCUAUGAGCGGCCGUGUUUCCACCGCCCCACAGGGCAGAGGGCGUGAGACCCGUGUGUAG
This is a messenger RNA of Myxocyprinus asiaticus (Chinese sucker), 792 nucleotides long. Its product is annotated as multivesicular body subunit 12B-like. Gene Ontology annotation, biological process: virus maturation; regulation of epidermal growth factor receptor signaling pathway; viral budding. The transcript has 5 exons. Lineage: Eukaryota; Metazoa; Chordata; Actinopteri; Cypriniformes; Catostomidae. The record is from RefSeq and is a predicted model, not a curated record. Gene Ontology annotation, cellular component: ESCRT I complex; late endosome. Bases 1 to 792 code for a protein of 263 amino acids.